This is a messenger RNA of Anthostomella pinea, 1383 nucleotides long. Lineage: Eukaryota; Fungi; Ascomycota; Sordariomycetes; Xylariales; Xylariaceae. The record is from the annotation of a GenBank genome assembly.
AUGGCAUCAACGCCUAUGGACCUCGACCCUACCGAUGCCUCGUCCCCCGCCAACGGCACCCCGUCUACCUCGCUGAACAUAACACGUACACUGGGUAGCAGCCUUCCGAGUACGUCGGUAGUGCCGGAUGUCAUCGCCCACUUUAGACCUACAAAGGUACCCUCUCUCAUCAGACCAUCCUUUCAUCACUGUGAUCUCUCCUUCGCUGCUGCUUCAGUCCCGACUGCUGCAUCCGAGCUGCCUGGCCAAGUAUCCACAGCCCACCCCAAGCCAGUCGCGCGGUUACGCAAGCAAGAAGCCGACAAAGCACAGCGAGGACAAGAAGAGAAAACCAGAGUAGACAGCUGUUCUGACCCCUCACAGCUGUUCAAGCGCAAUGACACCAAAGACAACCGCCCACAACCCCACGUCCUCAGCCUCGACUUCGACGACCCCGGCGAGCUGCUCAUGACCUCCGAGAGCGACGAGACGAUCCAGAUCUACAAAGUGCGCGACGGCCGGCAUGAUAAGCAACUGCUGAGCAAGAAGUACGGCGUGAAGCUGGCCAAGUUUACACGGAACAGCUCGAGCAUCAUCUAUGCGAGCACAAAACAGAAUGACGCGAUCAGAUACCUCACGACGCACGACAAUGCAUUCAUACGAUACUUCGAGGGCCACGAGGCGGCCGUCACUUGUCUAGCGAUGCAUCCUGGUAAUGACGAUUUCAUAUCAUGUGGCAAAGAUAACACGGUACGGUUAUGGAAUGCGGGGACCAAGAAUGCGACGGGUAUCUUAUAUCUAAACACGCCCUACCUCGCGGCAUAUGACCCAAGCGGACAGAUCUUCGCCGUGGCAUCGCCAUCCAGCGGGCAAGUGCUGCUCUACGACCAUCGCAACUUUGACAAGGCGCCAUUCUCGACAUUUGACGUGCUGGAGGCUGGCGGCGCGGCGGACGCCAAUUUCGUACUGAAGGGCUGGACGAAGCUCGAAUUUGCAAACGACGGUCGGACGAUCUUGGUAGGCACAAAAGGCAGCGGACACUUCCUCCUGGACUCGUUCAACGGCAGCCUCAAGGCGUACCUGCGGAAGCCCGAACACGGCGGGACCAGCAGACUGGCAGCCGGCGAGGAGUUCACGAUGAACGGCGGCUGGAGCGGUGUCAACGUCGAGGGCAGCGGGGACUGCUGCUUCACGCAGGACGGCAGGUAUGUCAUCGGCGGGACGAAGAAGGGCGUCGUGGUGUGGGACACGCUGGGCCAGUCGGACGAGAACAAGGUGAUGGACCCGCUGCACACGAUCGAGGAUCCCAGGGAGGCGGCCGUCGUCUGCUUCAACCCGCGGUUCAACUUCUUCGCGACGGCCGACCAGGAUGUGGUGUUCUGGGUACCUGAUCCGCAUGCGUAG